CAGCCGCCCAGGCCGGCCCCGGGCAGCCUGCAGACGCCUGUGGUCACCAACCACCUCGUGCAGCUGGUGACUGCGGCCAGCAAAGCCCCCGGGGCCACCCCCAGUCUCCCACCGCAGGGGAAGACUCGCCGGUUCCCGGGGCCUGCUGGGAUCCUGCCCCAGCAGCAUGCUGGGAAGCUCCUGGAGGAGAUCCUCGUUUCUGCUCCCCAUACUCCAGCUCACGGGGCUGUGGCGAAACCACGGACGGAGGGACUGCCCAGCUCCUCGCCACCCACAGAAGAGGAUUUCGGGAAGGGCCCCUGGCUUGCCAUGAAGAUGGAGCUGGGGCUAGACGAGAGGGACCCCAGCUGCUUCCUCAGGACCUACAGCGUGGUCAUGGUGCUGCGGAAGGCAGCCUUGAAGCAGCUCCCGAAGAACAAGGUCCCCAGCAUGGCGGUGAUGAUCAAGACGCUGACCAGGACCAACGUCGAUGCUGGUGCCGUGUUCAAGGACCUGACUGGAGAGAUGCAGGGCACGGUGCAUCGCCUGCUGCUGGAAGAGAGACAGGGCGAGCUCAGGCCUGGCUCGGUGCUGCUCCUGAAGCAGGUGGGCGUCUUCUCCCCGUCCCACCGCAACCACUACCUCAACGUCACCCCCAACAACCUGCUCAAGAUCUUCCCGCCGGAUCCUGAGGGCAGCUUCUCGCAGCCAGCGCCAGUGCAGCGGGAGGUCCCUGCUCAGGCUGAGCUACUCCAGCACCACCCCGCGCAGCGCCCCCAGGGUGUCCCAGCCCCUGGGGACUGGGGACGAUGGAGGACGGGCAGCCGCAGCACAGAGCAGUCUACUGGGGGCUUCUUGAACUCGCAGAGCUCCGGGCCCGGGCAGGAAGAGCUGGUUGGAGCCGAUGGCUGUGACAUGGAUGACCUGGACGGGCUCCUGGGAGAGCUGCCUGAGGAUUUCUUCUCUGCUCCGGCCCAAGCUGACUGCUGCUGA
Tauraco erythrolophus (red-crested turaco) is the source of this 972-nucleotide messenger RNA. NCBI's taxonomy places the organism in Eukaryota, Metazoa, Chordata, Aves, Musophagiformes, Musophagidae. The record is from RefSeq and is a predicted model, not a curated record.